CCUUGACCUCAUUCUCAUGCCAUAAGUAUUAUAAGGCCAAGCCCUUCGUGUGCAUAAGGUAUGCGAACUGAGAUCGCUCCUUCCUCUCCCGAUACUCUCAUCUGGUCCUAUCAUUUCAUCAAACUGGCUUUUCAACCAUAAAUACUAGUUAGUCUUCCCAGGCAGAUUUCCAUCGCUGAAAGCCUUCUACAUUUGCCUGGGGGGCGAGGAACAUAUCGAGUUUUAAUGACGGUGACGCGUUUUACUGUUGAUCUCAACAUGGGUUCUGCCUCUGCUAUCGCUUUUCUUCUUUGGGAGCUCAUAAUAACAUUCGACCGCGAGGUGGAUUUUAUUUGGUCCAAACCGAGAACCUCUUGGAUUAAGUGGGCGUUUCUUUUCGCUCGAUACUUUCCUCUCAUGGCUGGAAUAUGCGGCCGUGCCAUCGACACUGUCGUCGUUUAUAGGGAUCCAAUUCCCAUACCACUCAAUGCCUUGCGCAUCUGGUACAUCUGUCAGGUUCUGGUACUCCACUUGAUGAUGCUGGGAGCGGAAAUUGUUAUGAUGGCUCGAGUCUAUGCGCUGUAUAGCCGCAAUCGAUAUAUUGGAGGAAUUUUCCUUCUUCUUCUUCUUGGUGAAAGUACAUCGGUCAUAGUUGGCCUUGCGCUCAAUUUGCCAAGCGAGAUUUUUAAUCCCGACGACCUGCUUACGACCUCUUCGAAGUCUUACAUUUAUUUCGGAGUCUCGGCAAUGAUUUCGCAAGUGGUCAUUCUUGCUUUCUCUAUAUAUCGAUAUAUACGUGGGGACUGGAGAGGUGUUCCAUUAGUCUCCCUCAUGAUUCGCGACGGAACACUUGCUUUUGGAGUACUUUUCUUUGUUUCUCUCUUGUUGGUUAUUUUCACAGCAUCGGAAACAUAUCCCACACCUACAUUUGCAUGGUUGAUCAACUUUAUCUCGGCAGCUGAGUGCCGGCUUAUUCUGAAUAUGCAGCAGAUUCCUGUUCCAUAUAGCACCUACCGAACUUCUGAUACACCGCUGACGACAUUCCUCGUGGACAAUAGUCGGCAAGCGCUGACGGAUAGAGAUCUGGUAGAAAAUCAAACAACCAAUAUUGCAACCCCUUGACAUUCAUACCCUUUUAAGUUUGUAUGACACUGUAUAUACUAGCUUCAUCUGUAUUAUAUCAAUUGGGCGGAAAUUAGGGCGGAAUCUUGAAUCAGUUUCCUUUAGGACAAGGGCCCGCGGCGGCGCCGGCGACAAAGACCUUGCUGGAGGGACACCUGUUUUCAA
Desarmillaria tabescens is the source of this 1266-nucleotide messenger RNA. RefSeq lists its product as uncharacterized. The record is from RefSeq and is a predicted model, not a curated record. Lineage: Eukaryota; Fungi; Basidiomycota; Agaricomycetes; Agaricales; Physalacriaceae. Bases 226 to 1101 code for a protein of 291 amino acids. The transcript has 11 exons.